AUGGCAGACCUCACGCUAGACAUCAGUGAAGUGCAGAUAGUGGUUCACUACCCUCUGGAUGGCGGGGGCUUCUUUUGGCACCACCGGAUCCUUCUUCAUCGUAUCGAAGGAGGUGAAUGGCUGGCCUUGACCCCGGAUCUGGAAAUCACCCGGCACAACUUGGGGACUCAUCGUCAUCGGGUUUUGGAUCGGGCCGCCCCCUUCCCGGCCGACAUCGCUGCGGAGAUCUAUGCUCAUGAUCCUAUUGGCCGAGCGGCUUUGGCCAACUUCAAGCGACAGGCUCAGAUACAGGCUGCCAUCUUGGGUGAAGGGGCCCUCUUGGAUCCUGAAGCCUUCUAUUGGGUGGUCGCCGAGCCGGGGCACGCGGACUUCGGCGAGGUCAUCGAUGCGGCGCUUCUUGGGAACGAGGCGACGGGCCUGGCCUUCACGCUCAAGGGUGUCGUUCUGCGGCAUGGCGAGGAGGUCUUUGUCGAGCGGGUGGGGGUCAAUGCAAUGGUCGAGUGGCGCCGGGCGAAGGGACUGGAUGGAGCAGACAUCCGACUUCUCGGAGAUCACCGCGAUGCGGCCGGGAAGAAGCAGCUGGACCUGCGGCAGGCUGCGCUUCGACUGAUGCACAGUUACGAUCAACUCGACGCCAGUGCCCUUGCUACAGGGGAGCACUUGACUCGCUGGGUGAUUCAGACCGAGCUGGCCGUAGAGCGCAACCCUCUACAACCUGACUACACCGGCUUGGACAUCGUGGAUGGGACGGCGCAGCUACCUGAUGGACGGGCAGCCACGGCGAAAUUCACGGAAUGGGUGUCCACCCGCCUCAAGGAGCGGGCGUCGUUGUGGAAACAGGAGCGACUUUAUCAACAAGAACGACGGCAUCUUCGAGGAAAAGGUCGCGAGACGGACGGUGGCGACGAUAGCGACUCGGAGGAGCAGGGCAAGGGCAACAGGCGGAAGAAGAAGAAGAAAAAGAACAAGGACUUUGCAGAGAAGGGAGAUCAAGGGGGCGAACGCCCCGGGACCACCAUGACUACCUCGGUUUCUGCAAGCGAAUUCAUUCUGGGACAGACUUCGGUCCAUCGGCGACACGGGGAUCCUUUUCCUCUGCCGCGACUUUCCGAUGGUGGGCGAAGCUAUCCCCUUUCUCCUUUUGAACGACUGCAACGGCGAGUCGAUGCUUCGGCUCGGACUUUGAACCACCUCGCCGCAGUCCCUUUUGUUGCCGGCCCAGCCUCUCGGAGAUUGCCUUUGACUCAGGUACAGCAAUGGAUCAUGGACGAUCUUCAUCGGCGGGUAGCCCUCUAUGGCGAGUGCCCCGAGGACAUCACCGAGGACACCGUCAUGGGCGACCUUGGGCGACGCUCCGACCUGUACAACCAGGAGGCCAAACACCUGGUCGGCAUCGACCUGAGCAAGAUCAAAAUUCUGAAGCGGCGCCUGGUCCCGAAGGACGCCAAGACUCUGUCUCCUCCGGAGGCGGUGGGCUACCUCAAGCACUUCGACGAGCUGGUGGAGCGCACCCCUCGAGAGAUGGAGUACUUACGGGCUAGCGGUACCCUAGUGGAACCGUACUGGGAUCCUAGCUUGCGAAGGUCACGGCGGCGACGGCUCGAACUCUACAAGGCCCUCCACGCGGCCAACCUCUUGGACUUCAGACGUCGACGCAAGGCUCGGGUGGGGAUUUUCACGGUGCGCAAAAAGGAUGGGGCCCAGAGGCUUAUCCUGGAUGCGAGGCAGGCAAACGCCUGUCAUAGAGCACCGCCUACGACUCGGCUUUCCACACCCGCAAGUUUGACCGCUUUGGACCUCACGGCUCAGUCACUCGAGGCCGACGGCUUUGGCGGCAUCCUUGGCGACGAUGGACCCACUAUCACUGCGGAAAGCGGUGACGUGGGAGAUUGUUUCUAUAACUUUGCCAUCCCAGAGCUCACCGCGUGGUUUUGCACGGAGGACGCCUUUACACGAGAAGAGCUGAAGGAGGAGCUGGACAUCGACGUGGACGCGGUCUACGACGACGACUACCAGAAGGAGAUUCCCUUGCAACCCGGCGAGAAGGUCUUUUGUGCCUUUAAAGGGGUGCCGAUGGGGUGGUCCUGGGCGUUGUACUUCGCGAACGAGAUUGUCUGCCAUCAGGUGGGAGCUUCAAGCGGCCGCCCAGGGCAAGACGAGAUUCGAGAUCGACGUCCUCCUCCUCGGCUUCUUCCGGGGCACCCGGUGGUGGGCACCUACGUCGACAACGUCCACGUCUUCGGCGGGCGACGAGGCGAGGCCGGAGCCCGGAUGGGAGCCAUUGCGGAGCACUUUGACGAGCUCGGCAUUCCCUUCGAGGUGGAUGGGGUGGAGAACCAACCUCAUAUGGACAGCUUGGGAUUAAGGCUCUCCUUCAACAAUGGGCACAGCCGGGCGAUGGCCAAGCCGGAGCGGGCCUGGAAGCUCUGGCACGCCACACGUGGGCUACUCAGGCGACGGCGACUUUCUGGAGAGCUACUGCGCGUCUACCUGGGCCUGGCCAAUUUUCAUUUUCAGCUGAUGCGACCGGCCCUCUCCAUCUUCUCCGCUUGCUACAAGUUUGCCGCCGACAACCUGGGACGACGAACUACGGUCUGGCCGUCGGUGCGCACCGAGCUCCGAAUGGCAUUGAGCCUCAUUUUCUUGGUCGAGUUUGACAUGUCGGCGACGGUCUGCUCGGAGGUGCACAUCGGGGACUCUUCGGACCGUGGCUACGGAAUGUUGGCUACGGAGGCUACGCACGCCGAACUACGACCGGCGCUCCUACACCAAGAGAAGUGGCGCUUCAUAGUCUCCUCGGAGCCGGACCUACGCGCUACUCCGGGACCCGAAAUCGGAGAAGGAGAACCUCUUGGAUUCCGUGGUGGGGUCCCUCAGGCGGGCCUGGGGCGAGACACUCGUUACGGCCAAGAGCUGGCGGCACGGACCGAGGAGGCUUACACGACCCGGCUUUUCAAACAACGACGCGCCCGGGUACUUGGGCCUCCUCAACCGAGCUCUUCGACAGUGGUUCAUGGACCCUCGAUUCCCCCUCUGGCGCGCACUUGGGACGACCCGAGCCGCUGGAGACUUAUCACCUCGGGCCCAUGGACAAACAUCAAGGAGCACAUCAACAUCAAAGAAGCACGAGUCUGCCUGAUGAGCUUGCGGCGAUUGUGCCGGACUUCUCGCAACUGCGGGAGUACGGCCCUCACCCUCACCGACAGCCUGGUUUCUUGCUUGGCUUUGGAAAAGGGCAGGAGCAGCUCAUCGGGGCUGAAUGCCGUGUGCAGACGGGCGGCAGCUUAUCAGAUAGCCUGUCGCAUACAAUGGCGACUUCGACACAUCGAGACGGACCGCAACAUUGCCGACGCUCCUUCCCGCCAGUGGGGGCCUGACUUGGAACGCAAGGGCUACACCCCGAAGAAGAGACGAAGUGAUAUCGACGACGUCACCCAGGGCAUCCGAGUAGGUGCCGACCUUGAGGGGCUGGGACCAACGACGGCGACUCCUUCAAGCUCUUCUACGAGGCCGCCGCUGCGAUCCUCUUUGGAGACCCCACCAACGACGGCUUCACCAACGACGACGUCAACAACGGCGACUUCCAGGACGGCUUCUACGACACAAGCAGUGUACUUCCUAGAAGUGUUCUCCGGGACGGCGCGACUCACAGAGGCAGUAGUCCAACAGGGCCUCCGAGUACUUCCUGACGUAGAGGUUCACAAAGGUCGUCAAUUUGACAUGCUGCGGCCGGCCAGCCAGAAGCUCAUCUUCGAUGCCAUUCGAGAUGGCAGAGUGUGGGCGGUCCACUUCGGCACGCCAUGCACCGUGUGGAGCACGGCCCGGCACAACUUGAGGAAUCUUCGGCGAGCACGACAAAAAGAAGCGGUCGGCGUGGCGCUGGCGUUGUUCACCGCUAGGGCCAUUCGCUUGUGUAUUGCUUGUAACGUAUACUUCACUUUGGAGAAUCCUCAAAGCAGUCGUCUAUGGGAAUUUGGACCUAUUCGAGACCUUUUCAAGAACCCCAAGACUCACUUCUUCGUGCUGCACAUGUGUGGAUGGGGGGCCCCAUACAAGAAACCUACAGGGAUUCUCACCAACAUGUUAGCCCUAGAGCGCUUGGUCCGCAAGUGUACACGAGAUCAUAGUCAUGUGGCUUUGCGAGGGUCAGAGAGGACAUUCAUUCACGGCAAGCUGCAAAUCCGCAAUCGGGCAGCAGGAGCAGGAGCUUAUCCUUAUGAGCUUUGCCAAGCUUGGGCUCAGGUGCUCAAGCAGCAGAGCCCCUUGGGAGCACAAGGAAAUGCUUCAAAGGGGGACACCGUGGCCUUCCUGAAUGGCCUCGAAACGGCGGCGACCCGAGCUGACCGAGACUCUCCUUCAGCUGCCGGAGGACCUCUUCAGGCGAGCGACGGCAAGGCGCACUACUUCGAGCCCUACCUCCUGGACGCCCGCAGGUACAUCCGCUCGCAUCCGGUCGUCUUCGGGCACUUCACGGCCUCCGACAUCACAGACCUCGUGGGCUACUUCAAGCUCUCAGUCACUCAGCGCACCCUGGACAGCUACCACAAGCACAUCCGCGAGUUCGAAUCGUGGGCCAGAACACACAAUCAUCGUGUGAAUGCCAACAGUUUGGACAGGAUUGUGGUACGAUACAUGACUGAGCUCGCAUUGGAGGAACAGGUCCAGCCUUCCACAGGGGCCUACCUGGUCUUCGGGCUUCAGCUCCUCAGAUGCACCAAGCCCAAGGUGGAGUUCCUGCCCUUGUCCAAGGAGGCCCUGGCAGGAUGGAGAAAGCUAGCUCCAGGAGGCAUGCGCCUCCCCGUUCCAGAGGAGUUCAUCUUUGACUUUGUGCACCUGGCCUUGGACGAAGACCACCUGGACAUCGCCUUCUGCAUGGUCGUGCAGUAUGACACCUACCUCAGGCCUACAGAGUGUUUGGAGUUGAGCCGGGAGCACCUUGGAUUCCCUGCGGGGGGCCGCUACAACAAAUGGUCCAUCGUGGUCGCUCCGUUCCAGCUGGGAGCUACCACAAAGACUGGCAAAUUCGAUGACUCGGUCCUCGUGGCGGACAAAAGCGACCGGGCCUGGCUGACCCAGGCCAUGAACCUCUACGUGCACCGGCACCCCGACAAGCUCUUCCCCAAACUCUCCUUGGCUAAGUACGAGGCAUGGUUCAGACACGCUGCUGACCAACUUCGCUACAGGUCCAAGUGCGUGAUGCCUCACAUCUUGCGACAUUCGGGAGCGUCCAAUGACGCCUUUCACAAGCGGCGCUCUCUUUUGGACAUCCAAAAAAGAGGCAGAUGGGAAGCGAAGAAGUCAGUCUCUCGGUAUGAGAAACAUGCACUUCUCCUCAAACGGUGGGAGCAAGCGGCUACGGAUCGCCUGCCAGCCAUCCGUCGCCGAUCUCAGACACUGCCGACUCGUCUUCUGCAAGCGCUGCGAUGA
Messenger RNA from Symbiodinium sp. CCMP2456, 5427 nucleotides. NCBI's taxonomy places the organism in Eukaryota, Dinophyceae, Suessiales, Symbiodiniaceae. The record is from the annotation of a GenBank genome assembly.